This is a messenger RNA of Oppiella nova, 714 nucleotides long. NCBI's taxonomy places the organism in Eukaryota, Metazoa, Arthropoda, Arachnida, Sarcoptiformes, Oppiidae. The record is from the annotation of a GenBank genome assembly.
GAUGUCUACAUUUACUACGGAUUAACUAAUUUCUAUCAAAACCACAGACGAUAUGUUAAGUCUAGGGACGACCGGCAACUGUUGGGAGAGAUCAAGGGGUCGACUGAAUGCGCGCCCUUUGAUAAGUCCGGCGACAAGUGGUACGCCCCGUGCGGUGCCAUCGCUAACAGCAUAUUCAACGACACGUUUAAAAUACAGCGAUAUUUCGAUAAGACGACCCCCAAAACGAUUCCGACCACCGAUUCGGGCAUCGCGUGGGCCACCGAUAAGAACGCGAAGUUUCGUAACCCAAAGAUACCCGACGGACAGAAGAACCUGUCGUACGCCUUCGUCGACACCAUUCAUCCGCCCAAUUGGCAGAGGAAUGUAUGGGAACUGAAGCCAAGCGAUCCCAAUAAUAACAAUAAUAACGGGUAUCUGAACGAGCGGUUCAUCGUAUGGAUGAGAACGGCUGCUUUGCCCACAUUUCGCAAACUAUACGCCCGGGUCUCGCACAACACGAACGAGAACGACAUCAGUUACCAUUCCUCUCUACCCAAAGGCAAUUACCUACUCGUCGUCGAAUACCACUUUCCAGUGGCCGCCUUCAAGGGGACCAAACGGCUCAUCAUUUCCAACACUUCAUGGCUCGGCGGCAAGAAUCCAUUCAUUGGUGUCAUGUAUAUCAUCGUUGGCUGUGUUUGCCUUUUAUUGUCUGCAAUUUUCGUUUUCAUU